AUGUAUGAAAUAUCAGGAGUAGUGACAAAUGAGGAAGAAGAAAAAUACGGAUCAGUGAAUUUGUUUAUAAAUGGUCAUAAGGUUCGAGAUAUUAUAAAUGAAUGGCGUAAGACAUCAAAGCAUUCAAUUGAAUCACACAAACAAGACCUAUUAAAUUAUAAUAUAAUCGAUACCAUUAAGACCUCUCCAACCGAAUCCAGAUUAUUAUUUAAAGAUAACUGGGAUUCCAUAGUAAACACAAUCGAAGAUAUUUUAUCAACACCCCCAGUAAAUGACCAAUCACAUAUAAAAGAUUAUAUGAUAUCACUGUUAGGAAACACAAUUGAGCUGAAGGCGCUUGGUAAUAUUAUUAGAAAAGAGAAAGCAAAUAUACAUACAGAUGAACAAUGGAAAAAAAAGCCUUUGAAGUUGGUAGAAAUAAUUAAAGGACAAUUGAAGGACCAACGAUUGAGGUCUGGAAAAGAUGAAACAGAAUAUCAUUAUACAAUAAAUUACAUUUCAGAUAUUUUCAAUACUCUUUUUAAAAACGAUCUAAGAGCUAAACUAUUAGAUUUUAGAUGGUAA
Molecule: messenger RNA, 564 nt
Organism: Entrophospora sp. SA101
Lineage: Eukaryota; Fungi; Glomeromycota; Glomeromycetes; Entrophosporales; Entrophosporaceae
Source: the annotation of a GenBank genome assembly